Plasmodium cynomolgi strain B is the source of this 903-nucleotide messenger RNA. Its product is annotated as CYIR protein. The coding region runs from base 1 to 903 and encodes 300 amino acids. The transcript has 2 exons. The record is from RefSeq and is a predicted model, not a curated record. NCBI's taxonomy places the organism in Eukaryota, Apicomplexa, Aconoidasida, Haemosporida, Plasmodiidae.
AUGUUAAAUACAGUGGCAAAGGAUAGGAUAAUUAAAGCUUUAUCAGAAUGGACAGAAAUUUGUAAAAGGAUCCUAAGAUAUUUAGAUAAAAAUUCAUUAUCGCAUAAUCCAGAUACUGAAUACGAUGGGUGUAUUCUAUUAAAUUAUUGGGUAUAUAGUAGAUUAUUUGAUAUUUUUGGUUCCGAUGCACCUGGUGUUAUCUAUAGUCCUUUUGCCGCUCUCCAACGGAUAUGGCAUGAUUUUAUUGAAAAUCGACAAAAUCGAUCUCUCCAUAAAAAAUGUCUCCCACACAGUGCUACUAUUACGAAAAGAGACUGGAAGAAAAGAAAACAUUUGUACGAUUAUUAUGUUGAUUAUGAUUAUCUUUUGGGUAUGGCUCAAAACUUUAUUACCAACGAAUGCACAAAUUAUGAAAAUUUUAAAAAAAUGUUUUUAUUAUAUAAAUCCUUUGAGGAGGUAUGUGAAAAUGGAACAGACAAUUGUCCAAAGGUAUUUCAUAAAUUCAAGGAAAAAAAUAUUGAGUCUGCGAUAAAAAAAUUAACAUGUGAUGCUAAAAUUAUAGGUACAAGUGGACCUACUUCAGAGGAAAUUUCUUCGCUUCAAGUUAAAAGCUCCACAGAUGUGCAUCCAGAAACUGAAGAAGAUUUAGUACUUGAUCUUAGAGAUGUUUUUACUAUCGAAUCUGAUACCCACUUAGAUAGUGAAAAUUCCGGAAUUGGAUCAAAAGUUACUCAUUCAAUUCUUGGCGCAGCUCCAGUUUUAUUAACUGGUCCCUGGAUUCGUGGGCUCGUUGGAGGCAGAACAAAUAGUAAGAAUACCAUGGAUGUGUUUUCACCUUAUACACAAGAAACAAGCGAUAUGUUUUUGAUGACACAGCAAACUAUAUAUCUUAUCAACCAAUAA